GCCGUGGCUGCGGCGGCGGGCGCGGGAGUGGCGGCGGCCGUGGUGGUGCCCGCCAUGUUCCUGGGCCCGGCCCCGUCGCUGCCGCCUGGGCUCGCGUCGCUCCUCUGGCUGUCCGCACGCCUGCUCCAGGGGCGCUUCACGGCGGUCGGCGCGGGGCUGGGGCUGCUCGGCGUCCCUGCCGCACACGCGCUGGUGCUGAUCCCCAGCGGCAUCGUGCAGUACGCGCUGCCGGCGCUGGUUGGCCCGGCCGCGGGCCUGUGCGCGGCUGGCGUGCUGGGCGGCGAGCGAGGUCCCAGGCAGCUCCCAGGCGGCGCUUCUGUGGCUCCUGCGCAGCUCCUGGGCAGCCUCUGGGAAGCGCCUCGCAGGCUCGCGCGCAGCUCCUGGGCGGCUCUCAGGCAGCUCCUGGACAACCUCUCGAAGCGCCCUCGAAGGCGUGGCAGCAGCUGCCCGGUCGGAGUCCGCCACCGCUCCCGCCCGCAUCCAGGCUGGGAGCUCUGCGCGCCGCUGGUGGGCCUGCUGGUGCUGGCGCACGCGCUGUGCGUGCUGCGCAUCCUGAAGAUGGGAGGCUGGUGA
This is a messenger RNA of Prorocentrum cordatum, 573 nucleotides long. NCBI's taxonomy places the organism in Eukaryota, Dinophyceae, Prorocentrales, Prorocentraceae. The record is from the annotation of a GenBank genome assembly.